AUGAUCACGCCGAUGCCGGCACGACCGGAAAUGAAAGACGCCGCCGUCAAUACUGUUCCACUUUUUGCGACUGACUUGAGCAAAGAUGGGAGCGCUCAAAUUUCACCAGACAAAAUGCUGAACAAUGCUGGCAGUGCAAAUCGCAGCUCCUUCUUGCAAGUGCUUGCUGAAGACCACACUUCUCGUGCCCUUGUCUUCACGCUGGUUAAACAGCAGGCAGAGGCGGCCAAACAGUCAGGUCAUUUGGCUCCUGGGGUGUCAGCAGUCUGGCAACGACUUCAAGCGGUUUUUGACUCUCCGGAAAGUGAUGCUGACAACGGUGGCAAACAACCCAACAACAACAGCACAAAUCAUCCACCGCCGUUUAUGGACACUGAAAUGAAAGAUGAGGAAGACAAACCAAACAUCACAACAACAACAACAACAACAACAGCAUCAUCUUGCAAAUCAGUCUCAGUGGGCACUGAUUGCACCGAUCUAGUUGCCUUCAGUAGCUCAACUGAUUCAGCAGCCACUGUUCAGUCCGUUGAUACAACAACAGUCAACAACGACGUGAAAAAGAGCUGCAUCAAGUGCCGGCCCGUGAAGACGGAGAAUGUGCGCAUCCAGUGUCGCAUUGACCAGUACUUUGCCCGUGAGCUGCGGAAGAUGCCCAUCAUGACGUCGCUCUCACUGCUCACCCCCCGACUGCCGCUGCCCUCGCAUGAGCUGCUCAGCCGGACCGAUCUGAAAUACGGCCGCUUCUACCGUCUGGAGCAGUGCGUCAACGGCGGCGCCAAGGUUCUCCACCUCUACCUGGACGAGAUCGUCGGCCUGAACCGCGAGGGCCGCCACGAGCUGGCGGUGGAGUUCAUGCGAGAAAGCUUCCGCGAGGAGCCGCCCAAUGUGGCGGUGUACGUCAUCAGCAUCGUCCACAAUGCCGCCGCCUACCAGCCUGACUGGCUGGAGUGGCUCGCCGACCGAGAGCCGGCGUUGACAGUCAAGGCGGGCGUCCUCGGCCACGGCUCCGACAUUGAGACGACCAACAUGGCCAAGUACAGAGAAAAUGUGCACAAGACCUACCAGUCGGGCACCUUUCGGUACGGCCCGCUGCACCAGGUGUCCAUCGUGGGGACGGUGCACGAGGAGGUGGGCGGCUACUUUCCGAAGAUGGUCUCCAUGCUGGAGCGUUCGCCCUUCCUCAGUCUGGUCAUGCCCUGGGGCGCCAUGAGCGUCGUCAAGAUGAACGCCCCCACGGAGUCCAACGACGGGCCCAUUCUCUGGGUGCGCCCGGGCGAGCAGCUCAUUCCCACCGCCUGUCUCUCCAGCUCCUCCACCUCCUCCGGGGCCGGCUCCUCGGUGACCAAGGGUCGAGUGCAGAAUGAGCUGAGAGGGCUGCUGAGACGAGCUUCAGAGCCGCGGGAGCUCAUGUUUGAGGACCGGACCAAGUGCCACGCCGACCACGUGGGCAAUGGCUUCGACCGGAAGACCACCGCCGCAGUGGGCGUGCUGAAAGCCGUCCACUGCGGCACGGUGCCCAAGUUCAACCGCGUCACCAAGGACGUGAUCGCCUUCCACGCGGCCAACUUUGACGAUCUGACGCUGAAGCUGCAGCUGGACCUGCACGAGCCGCCGGUGUCGCAGUGCGUCACCUGGGUGGAGGACGCCAAGCUGAACCAGCUUCGCCGAGAGGGCGUCCUCUACGCCCGCGUCCAGCUGCACGACAAUGACAUCUACUUUCUGCCGCGCAAUAUCAUUCACCAGUUUCGCACUGUUACCGCUGUUACCUCCAUCGCCUGGCACGUUCGCCUAAAGCGGUACUACCGAGAAGAGAAAAGACGCCAGAACGCUGCUGCUUCCGGUGUUGAACAGACAGCUCAACAACCGGAAAAAGGUGCUCCUAGCCAAACUGCUGAGCAUUCAGUGGCUCCCACUACCAUCAAAGAAAGCGACAACUCUGCUGUGCCUGCCUCGCCAAAGUCCUCCGCUACCGAAGCUCCCACCGCCAGACCUCCGACAAAAGUGAUCAUCAAAGUGAAGGACUGUGUUGAAGCAGCAGUAGAGCCUGGCGAAAACAAGCGCAGUGGUGAUACCUCUCUGAUGAAUGCUCAAACAGCUAAUGCUCAAGUUUUUAGCAGUGGCAAGGUGGCUGAACAAGUGGAGAACACUGAGAACAGUGAGCAAACAGUUGGCGGAGUGAAGCGCAAGAUUGACUUUGAUGAUGUCAGCGCUAACAAAGUGAUAAAUCUACCUCUAAACCAGUUUUCAAUUGCCACCACACCUACUGUCUCUUCAGCGCACUCAAUAAUGAUGCUACCAAAGAAAAAGUUCCGUUUACUGCAGCAGACAUCUACUAACUCGCCUGUGGUGAUGAUUAAGUCAAACAAUGACACUGAAAGUGGAAUUAUUAAACUAACUGGCAUUAUUAACAAUAUUCCAAAUGAAGCAAAACCGACAGCAUUAGCUGCACCAGUUUCAGAAGCUGAAGAACAGUCAAUUAAUUUUUCGUCAACUACUAUUGACACCAACGCCAAGUUGCCUCUUUAA
Molecule: messenger RNA, 2526 nt
Organism: Rhagoletis zephyria (snowberry fruit fly)
Lineage: Eukaryota; Metazoa; Arthropoda; Insecta; Diptera; Tephritidae
Source: RefSeq, a predicted model, not a curated record